Molecule: messenger RNA, 1038 nt
Organism: Dothidotthia symphoricarpi CBS 119687
Lineage: Eukaryota; Fungi; Ascomycota; Dothideomycetes; Pleosporales; Dothidotthiaceae
Exons: 4
Coding region: 1-1038 (345 amino acids)
Source: RefSeq, a predicted model, not a curated record
AUGCUCUUCGAACCAUAUCCAGGGGAACAACAAGAUUUACGAUGGGUCACAAUCACACUAACUUGUCUAGCUGUUGUCUUGCUACUUGCACGCCUCACGAGUACGUGGAAUCGCAGUGGCUCACUUGGGUGGGAGGACGCCUCUGUUGUCAUGUCUACAAUAUUUCUUGUCUUACUGGCUGUCAUGAUAAACAUGUCAACUAAUUCAAUUGAUGAAAAGCGGUGGCAGUUCUUCUGGUACUCCCAAAUGAUGUACCUUUUUACCAACGGCUUCAACAAAAUGGCGUUUCUGAUGCUGUACUACCGUAUCUUCGCGACCAGACGGUUCCGCCAGACCUGUAUCGUCUUGAUGGUUGCCAGCAUGGGUUGGAUGGUCGCAUUCGUAACUGUUACUAUAUUCCAGUGCAUUCCGAUUCACAAGAUAUACGACUUGAAAAAUGUACCAGGUACAUGUAUCAACUUCGUGUGGCAGAGAUGGAUGAACGCGAUUCUCAAUCUGGUCAUUGACGUUACAAUUUUUUUCCUCCCACUACCCAUCGUCAGCCGCCUCAACAUGCCCAUGAGCAGUCGAAUUGGUCUCGGUAUCCUGUUCUCGGUAGGCUUCUUCGUCUGCUUGAUUACCAUACUCCGUAUGGCGACCCUGCCAGCGACUCUAAGAUUUAGAGAACCGACGUGGGAAUCGGCUCCUGCAAACCUCUGGUCAUUUAUCGAGGCUGCCGUUGGGGUUAUAUGUGCCUGUCUUAUUAGCCUUCGUAACACGAUAGCGAAGCUGUGGCCAAAACAAUGGAGGAGUAAUUAUAGGAGUACGUCAAGGCCAAAAAACUUUGGUCAUCCCUCUCACGGUAUACGUUUUCCGAAACCAAGCUGGAUCACUAGCAAGCGGAAUACCAAAGACACAUACCCUCUCGAAUCGAGAGAUCCCACACGUGGAGGAAGGAACGAAACGCUCGUGAGCCACUCAUUGGUCCAAAGUGAGAGCCAAGAGCGCAUUAUCGAGGGCAUAACAGUAACGACAAAUGUAGAAGUUUGUAGGAACUGA